CAGCGCCAGGGAUACUGCCGCCCCAGUCCAUAUGCGUACUGCCGCCUCAGUCCAUAUGCGUACCAAUGACUCGGGCGCGCUGCACCAUACUCCCUUCUGUUUGAAGAGAGAAAACGAGGAGGACUUUGCUUGGUGAACGAAAGGAAGGAGGAAAGCGAAGUGGCACUCUGAUCUGCAACCGAGGAGGCUGGCAGGGAAACGUUGGAAUGACUUUAGCCAGCCAGGCUUGACGCAUAAUCCCGCCCAGCCAAGCUGUUCGAGAGAGAGAGUCUUGCCUGCUUCAACUCAUAUCCUCACCAGAUAAUAUUUACUAAGGACUGCUGCCUCAUUCACACACUCUCAUACCGGGAAAAGGCUAUUUCUUUGACCCAUUUCACUGCAUUCCACUGCACAGCAGAGGAGGCACGUUUUGAAGACAUUUUGAUCAUUUGAAACUACUUAGGUUAUUUUCGUCUUUUUUUAACGAGGCAAGACGGAGGCAACCACCACCCAUUCUGUCGAGGUUAAAUGCGCUAGAAUUACUAAAGCCACACAUUUGUAAAGCACUGUCACAGCAUAGGCUAAAACCUCCUAUUUGAAGCGCACUAAGACGUGGACGGGACUUGACAAUAUCGCUAUUUGAUCAUUCCGCUAUAUCUACCAGAGAGUUCGAGUCAAGAUGACAGCCCUCACGCUGGUCUUGCGGUCCGCCUGCUGCUGAGGGUAACGUCCAGGAUGUCUUUUAACGGUCUCAGGAUCCAGAACCAACCGAUUUAUCAAUGGAGGAGGAGAGUGACACCCGCAAGAUCAACAACAGCUUUCUACGCGACCACAACUAUGCCACUGAAGCUGACAUCAUCUCCACGGUGGAGUUUAACCCUUCGGGGGAGCUGCUGGCCACAGGGGACAAAGGAGGAAGAGUGGUGGUCUUCCAGAGAGAGCAGGAGACUAAAAGCGAGCCCCAGAGGCGAGGGGAGUAUAAUGUGUACAGUACGUUCCAGAGUCAUGACCCAGAGUUUGACUACCUGAAGAGUCUGGAGAUCGAGGAGAAGAUCAACAAGAUCAGAUGGCUGCCACAGCAGAAUGCUGCCUACUUCCUCCUCUCCACCAACGACAAGACAGUGAAGCUCUGGAAGAUCAGUGAGAGAGACAGACGACCAGAGGGAUACAACCUGAAGGAUGAAGACGGACGAAUCAGAGACCCAUCUACAAUCACCUCAUUACGGGUUCCUGUCCUCCAGAACACAGAUCUGAUGGUGGAGGCGACAGCGCGGCGUGUGUUCAGUAACGCCCACACCUACCACAUCAACUCCAUCUCUGUGAACUCUGACCUCCAGACCUACAUCUCCACCGACGACCUCAGGGUCAACUUGUGGAACCUGGAGAUCACCGACCAGAGCUUCAACAUCGUGGACAUUAAGCCGUGUAACAUGGAGGAUCUGACGGAGGUGAUUACAGCAGCAGAGUUUCAUCCUCAGCAGUGUAACACCUUGGCUUACAGCAGCAGUAGAGGGUCAGUACGACUCUGUGACAUGAGGAAACAGGCGCUCUGCGACACACACUGCAAGUUCUUUGAGGAGCCAGAGGACCCCUCCACUCGUUCAUUUUUCUCAGAGAUCAUCUCUUCCAUCUCAGACAUCAAGUUUAGUCACAGCGGGCGCUUCUUGAUGACAAGGGACUACCUGACGGUCAAGGUGUGGGACCUCAACAUGGAGACCAGACCGGUCCAGACAUACCAGGUCCAUGACUACCUGAGGGGUAAACUGUGUUCUCUGUACGAGAACGACUGCAUCUUCGACAAGUUUGAGUGUGUCUGGAACGGGUCAGACAGUGUCAUAAUGACGGGGUCAUAUAAUAAUUUCUUCCGGAUGUUUGAUCGGAACACCAAGAAAGAUGUGACUCUGGAGGCUUCCAGAGAGAACAGCAAACCCCGGGCCAUCCUCAAACCACGCAAGGUGUGUGUGGGUGGGAAGCGUCGUAAAGACGAGGUGACUGUUGACAGUCUGGACUUCAGUAAGAAGAUCCUCCACUCCGCCUGGCACCCACAGGAAAACAUCAUCGCCGUGGCAGCCAGUAACAACCUCUACAUCUUCCAGGACAAGGUCACCUAGGCAGAAGAGGAAAAGGAUGGAGUGGAGAUAGAGAGACACGAGGAGAGGAAUGGAGGGGAGAUAGAGAGACACGAGGAGAGGAAUGGAGGGGAGAUAGAGAGACACGAGGAGAGGAAUGGAGGGGAGAUAGAGAGACACGAGGAGAGGAAUGGAGGGGAGAUAGAGAGACACGAGGAGAGGAAUGGAGGGGAGAUAGAGAGACACGAGGAGAGGAAUGGAGGGGAGAUAGAGAGACACGAGGAGAGGAAUGGAGGGGAGAUAGAGAGACACGAUGAGAGGAAUGGAGGGUAGAUAGAGAGACACGAGGAGAGGAAUGGAGUGGAGAUAGAGAGAUGAGGAGAGGAAUGGAGGGGAAAUAGAGAGACACGAGGAGAGGAAUGGAGGGGAGAUAGAGAGAUGAGGAGAGGAAUGGAGGGGAAAUAGAGAGACACAAGGAGAGGAAUGGAGGGGAGAUAGAGAGAUGAGGAGAGGAAUGGAGGGGAAAUAGAGAGACACAAGGAGAGGAAUGGAGGGGAGAUAGAGAGACAAGGAGAGGAAUGGAGGGGAGAAAGAGAGAUGAGGAGAGGAAUGGAGUGGAGAUAGAGAGAUGAGGAGAGGAAUGGAGGGGAAAUAGAGAGACACAAGGAGAGGAAUGGAGGGGAGAUAGAGAGACGAGGAGAGGAAUGGAGGGGAGAUAGAGAGACGAGGAGAGGAAUGGAGGGGAGAUAGAGAGAUGAGGAGAGGAAUGGAGGGGAGAUAGAGAGAUGAGGAGAGGAAUGAAGGGGAGAUAGAGAGACACAAGGAGAGGAAUGGAGGGGAGAUAGAGAGACACGAGGAGAGGAAUGGAGGGGGGAUAGAGAGGCGAGAGGAGAGGAAUGAAGGGGAGUUAGAGACACGAGGAGAGGAAUGGAGGGGAAAUAGAGAGGCGAGAGGAUUGGAGGCGAGUUAGAGAGACAUGAGGAGAGGAAUGGAGGGGAGAUAGAGAGGCGAGAGGAUUGGAGGCGAGUUAGAGAGACAUGAGGAGAGGAAUGGAGGGGAGUUAGAGACACAAGGAGCGGAAUGGAGGGGCGAUAGAGACACGAGGAGAGGAAUGGAGGGGAGUUAGAGAGACACGAGGAGAGGAAUGGAGGGGAGUUAGAGAGACACGAGGAGAAGAAUGGAGGGGAGAUAGAGAGACACGGGGAGAGGAAUGGAGGGGAGUCAGAGACACGAGGAGAGGAAUGGACGGGAGUUAGAGACACGAGGAGAGGAAUGGAGGGGAGUUAGAGACACGAGGAGAGGAAUGGAGUGGAUAUAGAGAGACAUCUCCCCUCCGUUCCUCCUCCUCUCCUCAUGUCUCUCUAUCUUCCCUCCAUUCCUCCUCCUCUCCUCAUGUCUCUCUAUCUCCCCUCCAUUCCUCCUCCUCUCCUCGUGUCUCUCUAUCUCCCCUCCAUUCCUCCUCCUCUCCUCGUGUCUCUCUAUCUCCCCUCCAUUCCUCCUCCUCUCCUCUUGUCUCUCUAUCUCCCCUCCGUUCCUCCUCCUCUCCUCUUGUCUCUCUAUCUCCCCUCCAUUCCUCCUCCUCUCCUCUUGUCUCUCUAUCUCCCCUCCAUUCCUCCUCCUCUCCUCUUGUCUCUCUAUCUCCCCUCCAUUCCUCCUCCUCUCCUCUUGUCUCUCUAUCUCCCCUCCAUUCCUCCUCCUCUCCUCUUGUCUCUCUAUCUCCCCUCCAUUCCUCCUCCCUUCCUCUUGUCUCUCUAUCUCUCCUCCAUUCCUCCUCCUCUCCUCGUGUCUCUCUAUCUCCCCUCAAUUCCUCCUCCUCUCCUCGUGGCUCUCUAUCUCCCCUCCGUUCCUCCUCCUCUCCUCUUGUCUCUCUAUCUCCCCUCCAUUCCUCCUCCUCUCCUCUUGUCUCUCUAUCUCCCCUCCAUUCCUCCUCCUCUCCUCUUGUCUCUCUAUCUCCCCUCCAUUCCUCCUUCUCUCCUCUUGCCUGCCUGUAAGCCAGAUAUGGCUGGAGGGAAUGCUGGAAUUCCCGGAAUAGGAAUUUGUAGAACACACUUGAGAAUUCCCGCUCCGAAUGUGGCAGAGUUCAGCCUGGAUAAAGUUAAAGAUGAAGACAGAUGGUUCUUCUAGUCCUGAGUGGAAUGAAGCUAGCCGCCUGCUCUGGCCUGAACAAGCCUCUCCGUGGCCUUCAGUUAACUGUUUUAUUUAUUCAUUUGGAUGACACAUGAAGGAGCACUGGAGCAUUGUGAUGCAACCAGAGUAAGACUGGACUUGACUUGACUGGAGUCACACAUGAACUGAGAUGAACAGAGACGUAGCAGAACACGCUGUCUGACCAGGUGCCAUUUUGUCUCGGUUGCAAGAUGUGAGAGGACACUUUUUCGAGAACACAGACAUUUAUGGAGGCUAAAAAAGUAUCUCCAACACUUUUUCCUCCUGUCCCCCUGUUCCCCUGUCCCCCUGUCCUCCUGUCCUCCUGUUCCCCUGUCCUCCUGUCCCCCUGUCCCCCUGUCCUCCUGUCCCCCUGUCCCCCUGUCCUCCUGUCCCCCUGUCCUCCUGUCCCCCUGUCCUCCUGUCCUCCUGUCCCCCUGUCCUCCUGUCCCCCUGUCCUCCUGUCCCCCUGUCCCCCUGUCCUCCUGUCCCCCUGUCCCCCUGUCCUCCUGUCCCCCUGUCCUCCUGUCCCCCUGUCCUCCUGUCCUCCUGUCCCCCUGUCCUCCUGUCCCCCUGUCCUCCUGUCCCCCUGUCCCCCUGUCCUCCUGUCCCCCUGUCCUCCUGUCCUCCUGUCCCCCUGUCCUCCUGUCCUCCUGUCCUCUCCAGCCAUCAGGCCAGAUCUUUCCCAUCCCAUCUGGAGGUUUAGACAGGAGGCCACUGGACAUGAACAUAACUGUUAGACAACUAACUGAACCUUCAUUAUAGCACUGAAAGGGGUCUGUCUCACAGUAUCCUCACUUGCAUACCACUGACCGUAAACCAAUGUCUUAGAUAGUAUGCUGUGGAUAUUGGGACGAAUACAGUCUGACAGUAUGGAUGUUUCAGCCUGUCUCUGGCGUGAGACUGUCUUUAAUAAUGUGAAUGAUGUGAUUAGGCCUCUUUGAGGCCAGAUCGAUGUUUUUAUUUUAUUUAAUGAUGUAGUUUUUUCUGUGAGUUUCUUUUUCUUGUCAAUGAUUCUGUUUUUGAAGCUGUGGUGCCUUAUUUUUUCUUAU
Molecule: messenger RNA, 5245 nt
Organism: Oncorhynchus masou masou (cherry salmon)
Lineage: Eukaryota; Metazoa; Chordata; Actinopteri; Salmoniformes; Salmonidae
Product: serine/threonine-protein phosphatase 2A 55 kDa regulatory subunit B beta isoform-like
Exons: 10
Coding region: 759-2090 (443 amino acids)
Cellular component (GO): protein phosphatase type 2A complex; cytosol
Molecular function (GO): protein binding; protein phosphatase regulator activity
Source: RefSeq, a predicted model, not a curated record